Messenger RNA from Setaria italica (foxtail millet), 1404 nucleotides. RefSeq lists its product as uncharacterized. The transcript is spliced from 3 exons. The record is from RefSeq and is a predicted model, not a curated record. Bases 1 to 1404 code for a protein of 467 amino acids. Lineage: Eukaryota; Viridiplantae; Streptophyta; Magnoliopsida; Poales; Poaceae.
AUGACGUCGUCGUCGAGUUCCUCCUCCACGACCGGCGCCAUCAGCCACCCGUCGUCCGGCGCCAAUGGGGAUUCCGUCGCUGCUCCUCUCUUCGCCGCCUACGCCUCUGUCAACGUGAAGCAGCACGUCCCCAACGCGCUCAGCCUCGAGCGCCCGAACUACUCCAAGUGGCAGGCGUUCUUCACCGCCCUCUGCGGCAAGUACGGGCUGCUCGGCCACAUCGAUGGCACGGUGGCCGCGCGUCCGACUGACCCCCUGUGGUCUCAGCCCGACGCCUGCAUCCGCGGCUGGAUGUACGGCUCCGUCGACGACACCGUCCUUGACCUCGCCAUGGAGCCUGAACAGGAUGCACGCGCUCUGUGGGUCUCCAUCGAGAACUUGUUCCAGGCGAACAAGGAGUCCCGCGCCGUCGUCCUCGAGCAGGAGUUCCACAAUCUGUCCCAGGGCGACCUCUCCGUCGAUGCUUACGCCCAGCAGAUGAAGCGCACCGCUGAUGCCCUCCGGGAGGUCGGUCACACCAUCUCCCCCGCGCAGCUCGUGCUCAAUCUCCUGCGUGGCCUCAACUCCCGCUUCGCCAACACUGCCGACAUCAUCUCCAACACGUCGCCGCUUCCCGACUUCAAGUCUGCCACCAACAUGCUCCGCGUCAAGGAGCUCCGCCUUGGCACCGAGGCCAAGACGGCCUCGGCUUCCGCUCUGGCAGCCUCCACCACCUCCUCCUGCACGUCGCCAUCCUGCCAGUCCACCCCUUCUGCGUCCACCAAUCGUGGGGGCGGUGGCAAGGGCAGGAGUGGCAAGGGCAAGGGCGGCCGUGGUGGCAACGGCGGCGGUGGCAGCAGCGGCGGUGGGCGCCACCAGCAGCAAGGUGGCCCUGGCGGCGGUGGCCGCAACCAGCAGCACGGCGGCAGUUUCGGCGGGCGUCAGCCGGCCGGCCCCUGGGUUUGCUACAACCCUUGGGCUGCUCCGUGGCCUCCCCAGCAGCAGCAGCAGUGGGGUGCGCCACCUGCGCCUCCUCCACAGGCACACACCGCCUUCGCGCCUCCGCAGUUCUCCGCUGCCGGCGGUCCUCCGGCGUACGGGCCUCCGGGCCACUGGGACUCGGCAAGCUUGAUUGCCGCCCUCAACCAGAUGGCGAUCCAGGGCGGGUCUGCACCCUGGCUUACUCGCGACAAUAAUUGUUCCAUUGAGUUUGACGCCUAUGGUUUUUCUGUUAAGGAUCUGCAGACCAAGACGGUCCUUCUUCGGUGCAAUAGCAAUGGGGAUCUCUACACCAUUCCACAUGACAUGCCACCUCGCUGCCAUGUCGCCACCGUCUCCCCGGAGUUAUGGCACUCCCGCCUCGGUCAUCCUUCACCUGCCGUCGUCAACGCUCUUACUAAGCUCUCAGCUAUCCAGUGCAGAUAA